AUGAGUAGGCUGUUGUGAAAGUAGCCCAUGUGAUGACAAAACCUGGGGGUGGAUGUGGGUAAAGGUCUUAGAAGAAUGUGCUCAAGCCCUAAAAUUAUUGAACUCGAUACCGAUUGGUGAAGGCCAAGGGGAACAUGUUUUGCUGUUGUUCCAGCUUGUGCUGAACUUGGCUGCAGCACUGCACCAAACCUCAGUUAAAUAUUGUCCUGGGGAUAUGGUGGUGAGUUGAAAAGGCAGACAACAGGAGCCGCAGAGUGUGUGUGUUUUUUUUUGGCAGAGAGAACAUGGGCAGGUAAUCGGGUCUGUGUUUAUUCUCCCUCAUGUACAGAGACGCAGUGCGUGGCGUGUCACUCCUUAGCGGCGCUGAACACCCGCCGGUCUGCAUUCAACACACUGUGGGGAUUCACUCAGUCACUUGGCAGCAUUGCAGCCGCGGGAAUUAGAGCGCUCGCUGUUUACACCAGGUAUCCUGGCUUUAUUUCUCCUGCUGCGAAACGGUAAAAUCGGAUCUGCCACUGGAUCCAGUUUAAGAGUGGGGAACUUGUGAGUUGACCGGAGCAUGGCGGAGCCCAGCACUACCCUUCCCUCCGUAUCAUUCACAUCCCUCGGACCAGGCAACAGCACCUACUGUAAAGUCAAUAAAGGCUUCACAUCGAAGUUCCUGCCCACCGUCUACACCAUCGUGUUUAUACUGGGCUUCCUGGGGAAUUGCUGGGUGCUGGGAGCCAUGUGCUUGAGCCGGAGGAAAUUCACCAGCAUCACCGUGUUCCUGUUUAACCUGGGCCUGGCUGACCUCCUGUAUGUCAUCACUUUGCCCUUCCUGGUGGUGUACUACGCCAAUGGACACCGCUGGACGUUCGGGAAAGCGUUUUGCAAAAUGACGAGGCUCCUCUUCCACCUGAACCUGUACGGCAGCAUCGGAUUCCUCACUUGUAUCAGUGUGCAGCGAUACCUGGGCAUAGUGCACCCCAUGAAGGUGCUGGGCAGGUGGAACCGCCGCCGCUCGCUGCUCAUCAGCCUCCUGGUCUGGGGGCUGGUUCUAGCCCAAACCUCGGCCGAUCUCCAUUUCACCAAGACCAACUUCAAUGACACCAAAUGCCAGGACAGUGCCUCGGUAAAAGAGCUGGGGGAGUACACGAAGUACAAUCUCGCCUUGACCGUGAUGGCUUUCGUCCUCCCUUUCCUCAUCAUUGUUGGCUGUUACAGCCGCGUUGUUCUGGUUCUGAUCCGCAACAAGAACGUGGAGCGAGGCUUGCGGCAGCGCUGCCUGAAACUGGUGCUGAUCGUCACCGCCUUGUUUUCCCUUUGCUUCGCUCCUUAUCACCUCCUGAGAAACGCGAACCUGAUCUCGAGGCACUUCCAACUCCAGGGCCAGUGCAUCCAAACCUUCAAAAACAUUUAUCUGGGUUACCAAGUGGCCAGAGCCCUGGCCAGUUUGAACAGCAUCUUUAACCCACUUGUUUAUGUUCUGGCUGGAGACGAUAUGAAGUUACGAGUGGAAAAGCUCGGAAAAGCUGCGCGUUCGUUGUCCUCAACACCUGCCGUCCAGCGAGCUCAAUCCGAAAAGAACUUACUUAAUAACCUUUAAGUACUAAAGCACCUCAUCGCAUACUACCAAAUGUUCAGAAAUAUACCAAAAGGAGAAAGUGAGGACUGCAGACACUGGAG
This is a messenger RNA of Chiloscyllium plagiosum (whitespotted bambooshark), 1668 nucleotides long. RefSeq names its product P2Y purinoceptor 1. The record is from RefSeq and is a predicted model, not a curated record. Gene Ontology annotation, cellular component: membrane. Lineage: Eukaryota; Metazoa; Chordata; Chondrichthyes; Orectolobiformes; Hemiscylliidae. Gene Ontology annotation, molecular function: neuropeptide receptor activity. Gene Ontology annotation, biological process: G protein-coupled receptor signaling pathway.